Trypanosoma rangeli is the source of this 1455-nucleotide messenger RNA. Its product is annotated as hydroxyacylglutathione hydrolase. The transcript has a single exon. Gene Ontology annotation, molecular function: hydroxyacylglutathione hydrolase activity. The coding region runs from base 1 to 1455 and encodes 484 amino acids. NCBI's taxonomy places the organism in Eukaryota, Euglenozoa, Kinetoplastea, Trypanosomatida, Trypanosomatidae. The record is from RefSeq and is a predicted model, not a curated record.
AUGACGAGCCCAGUAGCACGCGGCGGAAUAGGGCUGCAACAACUCAUAGGCCCCUCCCUCCUCCUGGGGGGGCUUGGCUCGCUCUGUAUUUCAGGAAUAACAGGCAUACCAACCACAGUGAUUAUGACUCUUUUUAUUUAUUUAUCAGGUCUUGUGCCGGAAAACGAGUACUUCCCCCAAAUGUGGUUCAAAGGAAAUAUAUUUACUGGGCUAUAUCAUCUUUAUUGCACGCAUACUAUUGGGUACACGUACGUGCGACCGAUGCUUCAUGCACGACAGGACCUUCCUCACUCUGACUACCGCCAUGGUGUGAGAUCUUUGAGUGAUGUUCACAAACCAUCAUUGUUGUUUCCUGCAGAAUUGAAGACAAACUCAAAUUUUUAUGAACGAGGUGGGGGGUUGGUUGACCUAAAGAGUCUUGGUGAAGCGUACAAGGAAGGCUAUAGGGGGGUUUCUGUCGUUCCAGUCCCUAUACUGGCGGACAAUUACGCAUACUUGAUUUUGAGCUUCUCUACGAAGCGGUGUGUCGCGGUCGAUCCAGCAGACCCCAAACUCGUACUGUACAUUCUGACUGUCGUCCGUCACUUAACAGAGGUGGAUUUUGUGCUGACGGACAUCCUUACCACCCACAAACAUUGGGAUCACGCAGGAGGUAAUCUGGAGCUUCAACAAUGUUCACAAAGCAGCAGCGAUGCGGAAUCCACGAAACUCGUGGACGCUCAGUUGAAAAUUUACGGUUCUGUGACUGACAAACCUCAUGCGUGUACAAACUUUGUUGAGGGUGGCGAAGUGUUGUCGCUUGCAGGUGGAAGCGUGGAAGUCGCUGUGUUUUCUUCUCCUGGACACACCGUUGGCUCUGUUAUGUUUCUUGUGGGAGAAGUUUGCAUGGAACCUCAUGGCCCACAACGUCUGGCAGUUUUCACGGGGGAUUGUAUUUUCUGCGGAGGUUGCGGUGCCAUGUUUGAGGUUACAUCCGUUGAUGAAGUGGUACAAACACGGGAAUUGUUUUUUAGCGAUCGUUUGCGGACGCAUCCUGCAACGAAUAAAAUACUCUCAGCAGAUGAUGUGUUAGUGUACGUGGGGCACGAGUAUACAGAGCGCCUGAUUACGGAAAUGCUGAAGUUGCACGCGAAGGAUCCCAAUAAGGAAGAAGUCAAUCCAGAAAUGCGUAAGUAUCGCAAGGCAUUGAGUCAGGCUAAACGAUCCACACGCCUUUUGCGGUCCGCGCGUAAACCAGAUUACAUCGGCAACUCCGUGUCAUUGAGGGGGGUGAUUAACACACCCUGGAUGCUACCAGCCUGCACGGUUCCCUCAACGUUGGCCAUCGAACAAAGAACAAAUCCUUUAUUGACAGUGAAACGUUCUGUCUUGGAGGCUCUCCAGGAAGGUAAAUCCUUUUCGAACAACAUCCAAAGAAUUAUAUAUGCUUCAUCGGAGCGUCAUAUUCUCGAUUAG